AUGGCGGUUCGACCCUUAUCUUUGGAACUUAUUGAAAAGGCGCGUUUAGAAUUGAAUGAAGACCCUAAACGUCUCGAAGAUGGAAUAAUGCAUUUGAAGGAAUGGAUUGCAAAACAGCCUCAUUUGCGUGCCAGAACAGACGAUCAGUGGCUGGCAGCUUUUUUGCGGGGUUGCAAACACAGUCUUGAACUUGCGAAGGAGAAGAUUGAUAUUUAUUAUUCGUUAAGAAGUACAGCACCGGAUUUGUUCAGUCUAAAACACACGGACAGCAAAUUUAUGGAGUUACUCAAAACAGGGGUCAUAUUAGUUCUUCCUAAAGUUUUGAAGACCACGGAUCCAAGGGUCAUUAUAGUGAGGGCAAGUGAAUAUGACCCAAACAAAUACUUCGUGACUGAAUUAUUGGCUUUAAGUUUAGUUAUACAACAGAUAUUAUACUUAGAGGAUGAUACUCUAGUGGUAUCUGGUAUUAGCCACAUUUUGGAUUUGGAAGGAGCUUGUAUGAACCAUUUUAUACAAAUAACACCAACUACUCUAAAAAAGUUGAUGGUCAUUGGCCAGGAUGCAUCACCAGCUCGAUUAAAAAGUGCACAUUACCUGAGCACGCCGCCGGGCUUCGAAACUGUUUUCAGUAUUGGAAAAAAAAUUAUGAGCGAAAAAUACAAAAGCCGAUUGCACGUGCACAAUAAAAAUUUUGAUGACUUAUAUAAGCAUGUGCCUAAAGAAAUAUUACCAGUCGAGUAUGGAGGGAGCGGAGGCACAGCUCAGGAAAUAAUCGAUUAUUGGAUUAAGAAGAUAGAAGCGUAUAGUGGAUGGCUAGAAGAUGAUCGUCAAUAUGGUACUGAUGAGUCCAAAAGAGCUGGGAAACCAAAGACUGCGGAAGAUGUGUUUGGAUUAGAUGAGAUAAAAAUGAUACGCGAACUUAGUCCAGAAUUGGCUAAAAUAGCAAAAGAUGAAUUAAGUGAAGAACCGAAAAGAAUUAACGAUGAUUUACAACAUUUAAAGGAUUGGAUAUCAAAGCAACCACAUUUGAAAGCUAGAAUCGAUGAUCAAUGGCUGAUAGGAUUUCUGAGGGGCAGUAAAUUCAGUUUAGAACGAGUAAAGAAGAAGCUGGAUUUGUAUUACACAUUAAGAACAACCAGUCCUGACAUAACUUUGAGAAUAAAGCCCAGUGAGCAAAAAUUUAUCGAUUUUCUUAGAGUUGGGACGUGUGUAGUUUUACCAAAGGUGAAGAACGGGUUGUACCCGCGAGUCAUUCUUAUCAGAGCCGGUGCUUACGACCCUGAGAAAAACAAUGUUGCUGAUAUCAUGUGUGUCUUAUAUUACUUAGUACAGAUCGUGUUGAUGGAAGAUGAUGCAGCGACAGUGAUUGGUACAAAGAUUAUGGUGGACUAUGAAGGUGUUACUAUGACCCAUUUCGCACAAGCUAGUCCAUCGCUACUGAAGAAAAUGGUCGCAGUUUGUCAAGAUUCAAUGCCUUUGCGUUUGAAAGGUAGUCAUCACAUAAAGGUUCCUUCCGGCAUCGAUUUAAUUUUCUCACUUAUUUCAACUUUCUUAAAUGAAAAGGCUAAAGAGAGAUUAAACAUUCACAAAAAUCAAGAUGAUUUAUUAAGGGUUAUUCCUAAGGAAAUAAUACCUGCUGAGUAUGGAGGCGACGGUGGCACUGUGUCUGAAAUUAUUGAAUAUUGGGUUAACAAAGUGAAUGAGUACAAGCCGUGGAUGAAACAAGAGGAAAAUUUUGGUACCGACGAGUCCAAGCGAUUAGAAAAGUUGGCAAACUAUGACGAGUUCAGUAAUCAAGGAUCAUUUAGAAAACUUGACAUAGAUUAGUGCCAUAUAUUUGCUUUAAAAACCACGAGAUUCACGCACCUAAAUGGGAAAUUGUUUAUGUUUAGUGUUGGUUUUUAUAUUAGAUAAAUAACUAUUUUAUUUACUAAAUCAUAUUUAUAAUUAAUUAAUUGACAUAACUGCAAAAACUACAUCCUAAUCAUUUAAAUUAAGUAAUAACAGUUAAGC
Achroia grisella is the source of this 2013-nucleotide messenger RNA. RefSeq lists its product as uncharacterized. The transcript is spliced from 14 exons. Gene Ontology annotation, cellular component: membrane. NCBI's taxonomy places the organism in Eukaryota, Metazoa, Arthropoda, Insecta, Lepidoptera, Pyralidae. The coding region runs from base 1 to 1827 and encodes 608 amino acids. The record is from RefSeq and is a predicted model, not a curated record. Gene Ontology annotation, molecular function: phosphatidylinositol bisphosphate binding.